CGUGUCUUUUAUUUAAAUACUUAUCUGACGGACAUUCACAAAGCUUUGGAGGGAAACCCUAGCGGCGGCGAGCUCGCUCUUUGGAUUCUUAGAUUCAAGAUGAAGUUCAACAUAGCGAAUCCUACAACUGGGUGCCAGAAGAAGCUCGAGAUAGAUGACGACCAGAAGCUACGUGCUUUUUAUGACAAGAGAAUAUCUCAGGAAGUCAGUGGAGAUGCUCUUGGCGAGGAGUUCAAGGGCUAUGUUUUUAAAAUCAUGGGAGGAUGCGACAAACAAGGUUUUCCCAUGAAGCAGGGAGUCCUUACGACAGGUCGUGUUCGUUUGCUUUUGCACAGAGGGACACCUUGCUUUCGAGGUUACGGUAGACGAAAUGGUGAGCGCAGGAGGAAAUCUGUUCGGGGAUGCAUUGUUAGCCCUGACCUUUCAGUUUUAAACUUAGUCAUUGUUAAAAAAGGCGAGAAUGAUCUUCCUGGACUGACUGAUAUUGAGAAGCCUAGAAUGAGAGGACCAAAGAGGGCCUCGAAAAUCCGGAAGCUUUUCAACCUCUCCAAGGAUGAUGAUGUUCGCAAGUAUGUCAACACUUACCGCCGGACCUUUACAACUAAAUCUGGCAAGAAACGCAGCAAGGCGCCAAAGAUUCAGAGGCUUGUCACUCCAUUGACGCUGCAAAGAAAGCGAGCCAGGAUUUCUGAGAAGAAAAAGAGAAUCGCCAAGGCCAAGUCUGAAGCUGCCGAGUACCAAAAGCUUCUCGCCUCCAGACUCAAGGAGCAGCGUGAUCGGAGAAGUGAGAGUUUGGCCAAGAGGAGAUCCAAGCUUUCUGCUGCCUCCAAGCCUUCAAUCGUUGCCUAAACAUUUCAUUCACCAAGUUACAUGAGCUUGUGCUCAUGGUUAAAGCUGUAUGACAGUUUCAGAUAACUCGACUGCUCCUCUGCUUAAGUUUUUCUUUAUUAUCUUUGAAUGAUUCAACCUAUUAUAUUCCCAAAA
Molecule: messenger RNA, 984 nt
Organism: Zingiber officinale
Lineage: Eukaryota; Viridiplantae; Streptophyta; Magnoliopsida; Zingiberales; Zingiberaceae
Product: 40S ribosomal protein S6
Exons: 6
Coding region: 100-849 (249 amino acids)
Biological process (GO): translation
Cellular component (GO): ribosome
Molecular function (GO): structural constituent of ribosome
Source: RefSeq, a predicted model, not a curated record